AUGUUAAAAUUAAAACAAAUAGAAUAUAAAGAUAUCAUAUUGUUAUUAGUAAAUAUAAGCUGGUUAAUUAAUUAAUUAAUAGAGAACUUUUGCUUAUUGCAGAGUUUGUUUGGAAAAUGGUUUGUAUAUACUUAAGAAAUUUAAUCAUUAAAGAACAAAUAAAUAAAAUUAUCAAAAAUGAAUCGCUCAUUCAUUUUUUUUAAAAACAGAAUAUGUUUUAUCCUCUUCUUAUAAGUUGUUAUUAUUUUUGUUGAAAUUAUAAUUCUGCUGUUGGAUUGUUUACUAAUUAUCAUCAUCAUCUUUAUUGUUAUUUUCUUUUUACUCCUCUUCUUCUUACUCUUCAUCGCUAUCUUGCUUACCUAAAAAUGGGCGAUUUAGCUAAUAUUCUAUAGUUUCUUCGUUACCAUUAGCAAUUGUUUGCAAUUUAUUUUUUUAUUUUGCAGGUAAUCUGCUAGGUAAAGCAGUUUAUUCAUCAUUUAUUAUUUUAUUUUGAGAUUAUGCUUAAUUAGUCUCUGGGGGAAUAUUUUAUGA
This is a messenger RNA of Tetrahymena thermophila SB210, 531 nucleotides long. Its product is annotated as transmembrane protein, putative. The record is from RefSeq and is a predicted model, not a curated record. Lineage: Eukaryota; Ciliophora; Oligohymenophorea; Hymenostomatida; Tetrahymenidae. The transcript has a single exon.